AUGAUGGGCGGAAAGCGACGCGGCGGAGGCGGAGGAGGGGCCCCGCCGGAACGGGUUCGAACCCAUCUUCUUUUCUCUCGGGAGCACACGCAAAACACGCAGAAGCGGAAAAGACGGCCUCAUAAUAAGCUUCAAGUCACUAAUGUGCAUAAGAAAGAUGAGAUGGUGCAGGCGGGAGCAGUCGAUCCAACUGAAUGGACAGGCAACCAAAGAGUGCUCCAUUUUGGACCAAUGGCUCAACGCGAUCCCUAUUUCUACUAUUAUCCGAAAGGAUGGGAUGUCCUCUACCCAGCUACUUUUGGUUUUUUCCCAUAUCGGACCACAAGGUUCCGUGGAUCUCAUUCCGUCGUAUGCCUAGCCGCAUUUGGAAUUUUCCUUCUUUUUGGUGGGCUAUUGAUGCUCUUUCUCGGCUAUUUCUGGGUCUACGAUACGCCAUUUUGGACGUGGGAGCUUGAAAUGCGGAAAAGACCCCCUCCCAUCCAGAUUGUUGGGCCUAUACUACUUCUAAUCGGAUCCGUGCUAUGUAUAGGAGCUUGCUGUGUCAGCCUAAUCACUAGUGAUCUUUUCAAAACAUAUCUUCAUCAUACCCGAAAACACAACGAACCGUCGCGCGUGACUACAAUAACAACGACCUUCAAGGAACCCGAAGCUUACUUCGAAAAAGACCCCUAUCAACCACUCCCCCCGCCUGCCUAUCCUGUGCUAGCGAAUAAAUAUGCGCAUUCUAAUCUCGUCAAACCGCAUGACGAGCAGAAGUUGUAUCCGCCAGUGAUCCCGGGAUGCUCAACCCUGUCCCUACACGGACGCAGCCCCGCGAAUUUGGUGGCAAGUCCCUACAACACCCUACGUGUCUACACCCCACAACGAUAUCACGGGUCAACUGCCGAGGCAGAUCACCGGAGAACUGGCAGCGUUGCUGGCUACCGGGGCAGCCAAUCAAGCGACAAUAAAAGAUCAAAAAGUAUGGGUCCACUGCACCGAAGCGACUCGAAUCGCUCCCGCAGAUCCCAACGCCAACGCGAAAACAGCCAAAUA
Mesorhabditis spiculigera is the source of this 1035-nucleotide messenger RNA. Lineage: Eukaryota; Metazoa; Nematoda; Chromadorea; Rhabditida; Rhabditidae. The record is from the annotation of a GenBank genome assembly.